This is a messenger RNA of Botrytis fragariae, 3369 nucleotides long. Its product is annotated as putative ankyrin repeat protein. The transcript has 7 exons. Lineage: Eukaryota; Fungi; Ascomycota; Leotiomycetes; Helotiales; Sclerotiniaceae. The record is from RefSeq and is a predicted model, not a curated record. Bases 1 to 3369 code for a protein of 1122 amino acids.
AUGGACUCUCACGGGGUAUUACCGAAUAGACUCAUGAAUUAUGGACAAACCAGAUCCCACGAGCGUCAUAAUAUCACACAAGAUAUAAGCCACAUUAACGCUGAAGCAGGCUCCCGCCUCUUCGUUGGAACGAACAUAACAUACGAAGCAGCAGUGCCGAUAAGAGAUGAGAUCUUGAAGUGGCUCGAUCCAGAAGAUCUAAGAAUCUCUCAAUACAAAGAGCAUACUAGGUAUCGUGAAGACCGAGCAGACGAUACAGGGGAAGACUUUCUCAACGGUGAUUUCAAAAAAUGGGCGUCCUCGAACAAGAAAUUUCUAUGGUUGAGAGGACAAGUUGGGUCCGGAAAAACUAUGAUAUGCUCGCAUCUGAUUGAGAAUAUUCCAAAUAUCUUGAGGAUUACCUCUCCGGGAGUCACUUCAAACAAUGCUCACUUAGUCGCCUUUUAUUACUGCUCAUUCAGCGACAAUUCUACCUUCGAUGUUGGCAAUUUUCAAAGAUCAAUCAUCGCACAGCUUUGCGACAAAUAUGGUCUUUUGCCUGAGUUAAAAGAGCUAUAUGAGAAUUGUAAGCCAUAUCCUCCUUCGACGGUCCAGCUAACAACAUUGCUUCUGUCAAUUGUUAGCUCCCUCAAAAGUUCCACCGCCACAUUGACAAACUCAGAAAAAACUGAAGCCUGUCGGAGUACUACUCUGGUCAUUGAUGGAUUGGAUGAGGUCCCCCUGGAAAGCCACGGGAUGGCUAUCUUCAGAAUCGUCGUCGUGAGCCGCGAGGAGGGUGAUUUGAAAGCAUCCUUCUCUAAAGAUUACGGAUGGAGAUGGCUCAUACGAGAUACCGCACACGUAACACUUGACAUUGAACAAUUUGUUCAGGCACGUAUCUCCAAUCAUAGGAGACUUAAUUCUCAAUCUACCGAGAUCAAGACUCUGAUUUCUCGAAGACUUAGUCAAGGUUCUGAGGGAAUGUUUCGACUUGCGGCACUUCAGAUGAAGGAACUUGAGUACCUGACUCGGAACUUGAGAGUGAUUCAAAAGGCAGACCUUGAAAAUAUCUUUCUCUCAUUACCUAGAGACCUGGAUACCUUUUAUGAUUUGAUCAUAAGUCGUAUGCCAAAUAGUUUGCUAUCAGAACUCGAGACGGUUUUGAAAUGGCUCAUAUUUGCAGCUCGACCAUUAUUUGUGGAGGAGAUCGUGGAAGUUUGCACUAUUCGACCUAUCAUAAAUGGACUACCCUGUAUCGGAAGUCGUCGCCAUGCUCUCGAUAUUGUAGAAAGCCUUCCUGGCCUGGUAAAAUUAGAACCGCCAAUAGCAGAUGAUGUGGAGAUCGUGCCCCAAGGAGUCCAUAUACUCAGCAUUGCUCAUUUCUCAGUCCAAGAAUAUUUGUGCCCAAUUCACGACUUCAACCGUCCCCCUGGAUUGUUUCGAUUUACAGAUAUAUAUAAGGAGCACCAAAUGAUAGCACAAGCCUGUCUUUCUUACCUCCUCCAUUGCUUAAAAAGUAAAGAUGGGCGCACUGCUGCUUUUCAUUUACGAGAGUAUUGCUGGUAUUCUUGGUCCAUGCAUAUGACAGCGACCACAGAUUCGCAUGAUUUAAAAGCACGGACUACGGCGGAUUCUUUGCGCUUGCACAAUAGCAUUGCGAACCCUAUUCUUUACAAACGACGCUCAGAGGUUGUGUCUAUGGAGGCUGCGCGCUUAAGAAGCUUUGCGGAUAUAUUCACUCCAAAGAUGUACGCAGAACUUCUGGUUGCCCUUCAAGAUUUAGAAUUCCCGUUCGACGACUCUGGUGUAUCUGAGAGAAGCAUUAAUUCCCAGCAAACACCUUACAAAACGAUUCUAGGACACUGUCCAGACGCUACUAGGCUUGUAAUUUUGUACCCAUCCAACAAUCCUGACUCGCCGCUCAGGUGCGGCAUAUGUACUGAUUCGCUUGAUAACAAUCCAGAUUAUGUUGCUUUAUCGUAUGCAUGGGGUAAAUAUAAUGAGGAAAUGUUAAUGUUGAAAGUAUACGGCAAUGGAUUUUCUCUACGUCUGAGGCCAAAUUUGCACUCUGCUUUAGUACAUUUGAGAGAGGAAACUGAGCCUCGCAUGCUCUGGAUAGACGCAAUCUGUAUCGAUAUGCAGAACUUUGAAGAGCGCAGCUUCCAGAUAAGGUUAAUGGCACGACUCUAUAGUCAGGCUCAGGAAGUCAUAAUGUGGCUUGGUGAGUCGAGAAAUAGCUCAGAGACAAUAACUAGCGAAGCUAAAGCCAUGAGCGUGCUGAACAUGGAGACCUCACUCGACGGGAACCUGACUCCUUAUUGGGAGACUUGGGACUCAGUAGAUGCCUUAUUCAGACGAAGUCUAUGGUCUAGAGCAUGGACGAUACAAGAGUCAGUUGUGGCGACAAAACUAACAGUAAUGUGUGGCCAAUACGCUUCAUCAUUUGAUCAUUGGCACGACAUACGAGAAUUGCGUCGCAAAAAGCUAGACUCAGAGUGCCGGCUACCCCGCCUCUUGUCAAAUCAACGUUUCAAAGCGGACGAAGCCGCGUGGGAUGCCGUAAUCGCCGUUCAGGCUCUUAGAAAUCGGUAUAGAAAAAAUGGUAGGAUGGAACUCGAACUGGCAACCUUACUUUUUCUGUCUAGACGGCAUAUUUCAUCCGACUAUCGAGAUAAACUAUAUGCGCUCUUAAGUUUACUGGGCGAUAAAGAGCGAUCAGAUCCUCUUUUGCAUCCAGAUUAUAGUCUUUCUCCAGCGGAGAUGGCCCACAAACUAACAGUGUAUGUUUCAAAAAAGUAUCAAAAUCUCACUAUACUUGAGAGUUCGUUUGGAGCCGAUAAUUCUGAGAAUCUGUCAUCGUGGACCCUAGAUUUAUAUGCGCUCCGCCGACCAAUCGUCCAUGAAUCUAGUGAUGCCAUACAGCAAAGCACACUGCAAGACUCACACGAUGCAUCACAAGCAUAUAAUGCUGGAGGCAAUUAUAUUCUAGACGAUCACCCAUUUACGUUCUCUAGCGACCUCAAGACUUUAAAAGUAUGGGGUGUUGUCAUUGACUCCGUCAUAGAUUGCGACCUAGAACUGCGGCUUUCUGACAAUAUAUACUGGGAAAGCUCAAGGGGAAAAACCAUAGCAUUUAAUUGCCGACGAUACGUAAGAUGUCUUGGCCCGGAGAGUGUUAGAAGAGGAGAUCUAGUGGUCGUGUUAUUUGGCAGCAUUGUGCCGUUUUUGCUUCGGAAAAUCCAAGUUGAUUGUGUACAAGCUGAACCUGGGCCAUCAGGAGGACGGUACAAGCUUAUUGGGGCUUGUUACGCUGAAGGUAUCAUGAAAGGUGAGAUACUGGAAGCAUAUCAAGCUGGUGACAACGAGGGGCAGGAGUUCUGGCUUGAGUAG